GCGGCACAGAAACAUAUAUAUUUACAUAGAUAUUCUACUUUUCUCUUUCUAUAUAAAUUAGCGACAAGAGACAGUUAAUUUCAUUACAACUACAGGAAAUAAAAAUAGAAUUCAAGUGUUCGUACAUAUAACCCUUAGAACAGUCACCAUGACCGCGAUCGCUACCUUACAACACGCCGCAGUGAAUAGAAGAGAUCUUACGAAAUCAAUAACUCAAUCAGAGCUAAAUCUUUUUAAAUCACCGAGACGCUUUGUUAACGAAAAGCCUCUCCAAGAGGGAUCUACCGCUGUGGUUUCUAAGGCGUACGACACCAAAUACUGUCAAGAUGUUGCGCUAAAGCGUAUGGAUAUGGAUAGAUUUACUAACCAAAGAGUCAAAGAAUAUAUUGUUGGUAAAGCCAUCGGCGAUCAUCCCAACGUAGUUACCACAUACGAAAAGCUAUACAACCACAGAACCCGUGAAGUCUGUUUGGUUAUGGAAUGCUGUGACGGUGGUGAUCUUGUAGAUAUUCUUGCUAGCCGAGACCAAGGAUUUGAUCGGGAUGAGUUCAUAAGCCUCGCUGAGCAGUUGGCUGGGGGGCUCUCACAUAUCCACAGUAAAGGUAUUGCUCAUCGAGACAUAAAGUCAGACAACAUAUCCUUAAGCACUGAAGAUGGACAGGCUAAAAUACUCGACUUUGGAGAGAGUCAAUUUAUAACUGAACCAGCUAACAAUCUCAAGAGUGGAACUCUUCCGUAUAUGGCACCCGAAUUAGUAACGGCUAUCGAAAGGCGUAUAAAUAGCCCAGACAGUGUGGACAGAGUACCCUUGGAUUUACUGAAGACGGAUGUUUGGGCAAUGGGGAUCACAUUCUAUUCUAUGAUCACGUCACAGAUACCCUUCGCCGUUGCGAGUCAGCGGGAUUCCGGAUUUAGAAAUUACUUGCGUGAAAAUAUACUUGGAUCAUAUGAAGUAUGGGCAGCUGUCGAUGACAAUAUUAGGAUGUUGUUAGAGAAUAUGUGUGAAUUAGACCCUGUCUUACGAUGGACUAUGGACGAGGUAGUUGAAUACCUCUCUCAGUUGCAAUGAACUCCCAAUGUUCUUGAUACAUAAUAUUCUUCGCAACUACAACGAAGCCAACUUAGUAAAAAUUAGAGAAUCUUCAGCAAUCAAAUAAAUAUUCAUACGAAUCAAAAUGUUACAGUAUCAAAC
Messenger RNA from Sphaeroforma arctica JP610, 1192 nucleotides. Its product is annotated as CAMK protein kinase. Gene Ontology annotation, molecular function: ATP binding; protein serine/threonine kinase activity. Lineage: Eukaryota; Ichthyosporea; Ichthyophonida. The coding region runs from base 149 to 1069 and encodes 306 amino acids. Gene Ontology annotation, biological process: protein autophosphorylation; autophagosome organization; autophagy. The record is from RefSeq and is a predicted model, not a curated record. Gene Ontology annotation, cellular component: autophagosome; cytoplasm. The transcript has a single exon.